Molecule: messenger RNA, 1966 nt
Organism: Brachypodium distachyon (stiff brome)
Lineage: Eukaryota; Viridiplantae; Streptophyta; Magnoliopsida; Poales; Poaceae
Product: mitochondrial fission protein ELM1
Exons: 10
Coding region: 242-1510 (422 amino acids)
Source: RefSeq, a predicted model, not a curated record
GCUACAGUUGACAGUUCAUCGAGAGCCCAGAACAUGCCCAUGUCUGAAAUCGGAGCAUCCCACGAAAACACGUAACCGCUGCUCCGGCCUGGUCGACACCACCAAACCCCCGAAACCCCAGAGGCCGCCAUCCUGCCGCCGUGCCGCGAAUCCUCGCCCCCAAGACCUCUAAUUCACUUCCAUUCCAAUCGAACUACGGAUCCUCUCCUAAGCAUCAGGAUUGGUGGCAAACCCUAGGCCGAUGAAGCCGAUCCGGCUGCCCGAGCCCCCUGGCAGCGGCAUGGAGACGCCGGAGAUCUUCACCGGCGGCAGCGCCAACGUCGUCCACCGCGCCGUCGUCAUCAGCAAUAGCUCCCCCAGCGCCGAGAGCCAGUGUGUCGGCCUCGUCCGCGCCCUCGGCCUCGCCGACCACCUCACCCUCUACCGCGUCACAAGGCCAAGUGGGGGGAUCAACGAGUGGCUGCACUUCCUCCCAAUUUCCAUGCACAAGUUAAUAGACCAAGUGCUCAGGCAUUUCUUCCGCAACACGAGGUUUGCACUGCUGGUUCAGGGGAGGAAGCCAUAUCACGUCCUGAAUGGUGGAUACGUUGGGUUGUCUUCUGUUCUGGAGGUGGACACCAAGAAGAUUGUGGCCACCGCUCGUGAUACAUUCGACAAGGAAGGCCCAACGUUAGUUGUUGCUUGUGGUUGGGAUACCAUAUCAUACUCAAGUUCGAUAAGGCAUUUGGCUUCUGAUAAUGCGUUCGUCAUCCAGAUACAGCACCCCAGGUCCCGUCUUGAUAGGUUUGAUUUAGUGGUGACUCCUCGUCAUGAUUAUUAUGCUUUAACUGCAAGUGGGCAGCAAGAAAUUCCACGCCUGUUCCGUAGAUGGAUUACUCCACAAGAACCGCCUGGGAGGAAUGUGGUACUUACUGUUGGCGCACUGCACCAAGCUGAUUCUGCUGUGCUACGUCUUGCUGCUAUAGCCUGGCAUGAUGAACUUGCCCCUUUACCUAAGCCAUUGCUGGUUGUCAACAUUGGAGGACCCACAAGGAACUGUAAGUAUGGUGUUGACCUUGCCAGGCAGCUCAUAACUUCGCUGUACAAUGUACUAGAUAGCUGUGGGAGUGUCAAAAUUUCAUUCUCUAGGAGAACACCACAAAAGGUCUCUGAUGUUAUAUUGAAAGAGUUUGCUGAACAUCCGAAGAUCUAUAUUUGGGAUGGAGAAGAACCUAAUCCGCACAUGGGCCAUCUUGCUUGGGCUGAUGCUUUUGUUGUAACAGCAGACUCCAUAAGUAUGCUAAGUGAGGCGUGUAGCACAGGGAAGCCUGUUUACGUUAUUGGGACCGAGCAUUGUAAAUGGAAGUUUUCAGCUUUCCACAAGACCCUACGGGAGCGAGGGGUUGUCCGACCUUUCACUGGAUUGGAAGAUAUUUCAAAUAGCUGGAGCUACCCUCCCUUAAAUGAUGCUAUUGAAGUAGCUACACGUGUUCGUGAGGUGAUUGCCGAACGAGGGUGGACAGUGGGAUGAUAGUGAUCAUAAGUAGGACAUGUGUAUUAUUCUGUGUCAGCUUCUCUUCUGAUAUUAUACAGCAAAUUAUCCAGUCCGAUUAACAGCGUCACAUGGAUUGAGGAUGAAGAAUAAUAUAGCCAUGGAAUGGCCUGCACACAAGCUUAGUUUUUGAUGGUACUAUACCCCAUUUUUGAGCGAUCGCACAGUUCCCAGGAAAUGUUUUUGUUUUGUCACCCUCUUAUCUGCCUCUUUAUGCACGUCUGACCCUAACGAAAGGACCCAACUGAAUUUGAAGUGAAACUUCAAUGUGUAUGGUUCUCAGGAUCAAUAGGAUGCUGUAAAUUAUGUGUACGAUUCUCAGGUCUAUAUGAUACUGUUUUAUUGUUCAAAUUAUGCGAUGUGUCAAGUGUUCUGAUUGUUACGAAAAUGAAUACUUUGUAUAAACUGAGGUGUUGUGUAGUUGGUAUUUGUGCC